AUGCGAAAGAGCUUGGACGGGCUUGCUGUCGCAAAAUCUGUCGACGAGACGGUGAGCAAAGAGGUUCAGGAAGAUCGAACUCAGGAUUCAUCCGCUGAACGUACGCAGCCGUCCGUGGCAAGGACAUCACUCGUUGAGAAUGCUUAUCUUUUGGGCGACGCGGAACUGAGUGGUCAGUCGUAUACCGGUGAAUUAAGUGGUCAAUCAUUUACCGGUUCAGUGCCCAGUGCCGGAGAUUGUACGUUUUAA
Messenger RNA from Gongylonema pulchrum, 249 nucleotides. The record is from the annotation of a GenBank genome assembly. NCBI's taxonomy places the organism in Eukaryota, Metazoa, Nematoda, Chromadorea, Rhabditida, Gongylonematidae.